GGCACAACUAACUCCACGAUGCCCCGCUGACGCCCGUGGCAGACAGCACCAGCAGAUUGCUGCUCAAGUCAUGUACCAGUCCUCGUUCUGACUCCGUUCCUUCGACGUGACACAGGUUGAUGGCCGAAAUCCGUGUGCUCGAAGUCAUCGAGGAGUCUCGCGUCCAGCUCGAACAGCUGGAUCAUUAUCGCGGCGUCACAAUCGCACAGCAGGAAACAGUCGCGCUUUCUCAGCUCAUGCUUGAUCGCCAACGGCGCCAUGAGAUGGAUCUAAAGUUGGCACAACUUGACCGCGAGCGGCAGGAGGAACAGCACCGCAGUCGUCGCGUGCCGUCACCACCCCAGGGGCAUGACCACGAGUACAGCUCAGCAUCGUUCGAAGACAUAUCCUCGCUUGGCUCGUCAGAGGGAAGUUCCGAUACAGCCACACCUGAUCUCGAUCGGUACAAAGUUGCCCCGGGGCGGUCGCCAGAUCCCCGGCUCGACGCUGUCGACGCAGAUAUUGCGGAGGAGAUUGGUCAAGACACAGCACAGGACGAGUCUGUUGUGUACAUCGAGCCAGUCUCGGAAGCUGUGAUCGAAGAUGAGAGCAGCGCGCCGGAGAUGAUGGAAGUGGACGAGCACCAAGCCGCAGACGACCAACGCACUCGAUUGCACCACGAUACCACGUCUCUCUCGGCCAGCGGCAAUUUGGCGAUGGAGCUGAAGCGGCGCGAGUUGGUGCUUGAGGAGCGGCUCAAGGCCGAGCUGCACGCCAUUCAGCUCGAUCGACAGCGUCAUGCCACGGAUCCAAGACACGACGACUUGGGCCACAGUCUGGAGCAUGCGCUUUAUAUGCAGUAUGCGGCGGAGAAGGCCGAGAUCGCCCUGAAGUGGAAUGCGGCCCUUCGAGAAGAGCGUCAAGAGAAAUCUGCGAUUGCUACUGCCGAACAGCUCACUGCACAGCAUGCAUCUGCCCCGGAGUCGGUCUUGGAACCCAUCACAAGCGGCGUGGACGUGGCCGAGCCCUCGGAACGCACCCAGCCAGCCGAGUGCGUCAAGGGCCCUGUGGCCGAUUUCGGCAUCACCCCCGUGGACGAAGCCAUCAAUCUGAUCGCCACUCUGAACAAACAAGGGCACGACUUUCGUGUCCCGAUACCGCCGCCACUCUCGAUGCCUGGGACAGAGUUUAGCAAGCAGACGAGUCACGGUUCAUCGGCCUUGCCAGCAGAUGCGGCUCAGAGUCCCUUGCCUGGGUCGCCGAUCCAAAGCGCCGAUGCCGGCGCGCUCUCGUACCGUCCUGAAGAGUCAUUUAUGUCGAUCGAGGAGGACGUCCCUCUGGAUCUGGGCUCCGUCGAGAUCGAUGCGGAACGUGUCUCUGCACAAACGGCACAGUCGCUGAUGAGUACGGAGGAGCCGGUUGUCUCUGUCACCGAGACCUCGUUCCAGGCGGGUCGCUCUGCUCCACCACCUGCAAUAGCUGCGUUUGGCCGCGAGAGCGAUUCGGACUCGUCGCUGCUUCGAGGAAAAAUCGAACUCGCCCGGCAGACAGUGCAGUCGGAUGCCAUCGAGCGGAAGAAGGCAAAGUUGGCCGAGUCGCGGAAGCUUGCUGAAGGCCUGCUUGAGGAGCGACUCAAUCAAGAUAGGCAGCGACGAGAACUAAAACGCGAAACGAAAGAGAUCAGUCGCCUCCUGGACAAGAUCCUGAGCCCAGCUCCGCUGCAUCAAGGCACGGAGAGUAGGUCUGUGUCGGCCGAGGUGCCUGGAGCCGCAGCACACAGCAUCCAGGCUCCAGCCGAAGGAUUCGCCAUUGCGAGUCUUCAGGGCCAACUCACCGCCUCCAAGUACACACCUGUCGUCGCCCGCGCCGACACGGCAGUCAAACCGAUUCCCACUUCUGGGAGCGUGUCUCAAGAUCACCAUCGCCAUGCGAGCAUUCCUGAAAGCAUUGACUUUGUGAGCGAUGCUGCAGAAAGUCUCGGGUCUAUAGCUGAGAGCGUCGUUGUCGAGUCCGAGAUCGCGACGCCGGUCGCCCUUCAGCCCUCCGAGCAACCGGUGCAUAUCCAGCACGAUCCAACGGCAGUCACCCUUUCCGCGAUACAACCACCCGACCAGUCAACUGCACCCGAGGUCGCUACCGACGAAAUCAUCGAAGAGCAGUCAGCCCAGCCGAUUUCAUCCGUCGCCAGCUCCGGUGUUCCGCUCUCAGCCAGAGACUCUGCAAGAUUCGGUGCUUCGUUGCUGGAAGCGCCUGUUGGUGGCAUGGCGUCAGACGGACGACCGGCAGAAAUCGUCAGCCAAGUCCAGCAUCCCGAUCUACAGUACACAAGCAUUGUCGCCGACACCGAACCCCAGUACCCAACUGAUUUUGAAGAUUUCGAGAAAUCCGCUGCAGCGGAAGAACAGGAGGACAGUCUGUCACUGGAAGAUUUAGAAAUCAAGACCCGGAUCCUGGCCCUCCAAAAGGAGGUGCUGCUCAAACGAAAGCAAGCCGAUGAGCUGCUCCAAAAGAAGCAGCUGCAGCGAACACUUGCCAAGCAAAAGAUGUAUGAAGCGGAGCUGAAGCUCAAGAGCGAGCUCAGUUUGCUUGACCACUUUAUCGAGAAAACCUCGACCGAGAUUGACCAUCUGGGCGGCCCAUCGAAAUCGAUUGACCAGCUGCCUCCAUUUGAUAUCAACGACGUCAAGCGCACGGGCAAGGCAAAGUCCAGCGUGAGCCCAGGCCCAAAUGUCCCACAGGUCGGCUCUGCUUCUCAAACACCAGCCAGUCAUUCUACUCAUCCCAUCGACGCCGAACCCAGAGCUAUGUCGCCGCGUGUUCCCGACACCUUGCCGGCGAGUGAGUACGCGGCCAAGACAUCUCCGCCCCCAGAAGAAAGCUUGAUCGAAGAGCAUAUCUCCCAGGCAAACUCGGUGGACAUGUCCGCGGCCGACUCGAUCAGCAGCUUCCAUGUUGAUGUCCGCGAACCGAUCAUCCCAGACGAUCGGGCUGACGCAGUUUCCCGAACAGCGGCCGACGCGCCCGGCGCUGACGUGGAUAUGAAUGAAGUCGAAGAAAGCAUUGUGUCGACACCUGCGACCGACAACAGUCAGGUGGAUCGGAUGUCCCUGGAACAACCCGUGCCAACGACCAUUGAGCAUGCUGCCAAAGCUCUUGCAAUCGGAUCAGCAGCACCUGUCGACGGAUCGAUGGACCUCUCGAUGCCGGAAGAGCAUGCCGAGGUCUCGGUGGCCUACUCUGACGAUGCCUUCGAAUCACUCGAUCUUCGGCCUGACGACUCGGAGCAGGCUUACCAAGCAUCACAGACACCAACUAAUAUCCCGAACCAUCAGCCUGUCGAGCAACCUUCUGUGGAUCGACUCAGGAAGUCAAAGACCCCACAUGAUCCCCAGCAGCCGGAAACCAGUACUGUCCUCGUCAGCGAGGUCUCAGAGGAUAUUCAGGAAGAUAUCGUGCCCGAAGAACCCAGGUGCGAGAGUCAAGACGAUAUCGCUCUCGAGGGAUCCGGACACCUUGAGUUGCAGGCGGCGCAGAAUGUCGCCGAGAUUUCGUCGGAGAUGGCGCAGGAUGCUGUCCGUCGGCGCGACUCCGAUGCUGUCUCCCAGCCGGCCUCUCAGAGCAGCCUGAAAGAUGCAGCAUUGAGCGACAACGAUGCAGCCGCUGGGUCGCAUCCACCCAUCACAGCCAAAGUCGAAGCGUUGCCCUCAAGCCAUGUGCCAAUGGACGAGUACCCCGAGUUGUUUGAAACUGAUCACAUCUCUGAAGAAAUUGAGGGCCGCUCGGAAGGGGCCAUUGCUGAACAAGCCCUGACCAUCGAUCAGCCGCUUGAGCCCGCUACAGGCACCUCACAACUAGCUUCUGCCCCUGCUUCCAAUGAGCCCGAACCACAUCUCCGAGCGGGCGAUCUUGACGCAGAUACUGUCGAUGAGGUCCAGAGCGCUCCAAUUGACUCGCAGAUGUUGUCAUCCUGUGAUCAACGGGCAGCCGAGCCAGCGCAUGGCAAGGAAGCUGAAGAUAUGGACCACGCCAUGGGACAAGAAGCUGAAGACCAACGGCUCGACACAUUCUCACAGCCACUGAUUCGAGAUACACCUGCUGAUUCGCCGACAGAGAAGAGCCUCUUCAGCGAUCAAGAUCUCGCACCGGUGCCACUGGGGUCGGAACUUGAGAGUGUCAUUCCAAUGAGUCCUAUUUGCCAGCACCACCUAAGGACCUUGUCGACGACCACAUUGAAGAAAUCAUUUCGGAAAAGCCUUUCGACAGCAGCCUUGAGCUCGAGAACGAGUACGAAUCGCAAGGUCGUGUCAUCUGAGUUGACAAGCGAAGCUCGGUACAUCUCUGGAUUAUCGACCGAAUCGCUCAUAAGUAUCCGUGAGCACCUCGCGAUCCCAACUGAGGAGUUGGACCAAGCGCCCGGCAAAGAACUGGCCCAAGUGCUGACCGAAGCGGCCUCAAAUGUAUGGCCUGACAUGCCGAGUGAAGCAAUAGCCGAGAAGCCAGCAGGUGGACUGCCAGCAGAAUCGCAGGGCGUGGCACUCUCUAAACCUGAAACGAGGCCAGGCGUAAACAGCACGAAUAGGCUUGGCUCAAAAGCGCAAUGGCACUGCAAUCACGCCGACCAUCGGAACGAGCAAAUGGCCGAGCACAUCUGCGAUGUUAUCUUUGAGCCGCUACUAGACGGAUCCGUUGAAGCUAUGCUGAAACUACGGCAUCAUGUCGCUGCGACCGGCAAUGUUGCCCGCGAUAACUCGGCUGCAGAGCAGCAGUUGGCCCUCGACGCGCGACCAGAACAACCGCAGUCUCAAGCCCAAUAUAACGAGUCAGUUGUCGACAUCAUCACGGAUAUGAUCCUCGCCGAUAUACUGAAGGAUCCGGCGUUGGAUGCUCUGUCCAAAAAUCAAGACGCUCCGGCAGCUGAAACGGCAACUGUGCAAGGGCAAUCCGCACCCCCGACCGAGUAUAUUCAAACAGAGACCCAACCUAUCGAAUCAGAAGGGGAGCAGCCCGUGGCGUUGCCAGAAGCAAUCGUACUGAAACCAACAGUCGAAGCGCACACGACUAUCGUCGAGCCACGGCCACCCAGCGAGCCAACCGAGGCAGCAUCACUCACCCCGGAAUAUGCCCUGGGUGUCGUUGACUUGAUUCUGAAAGAAUACGAAGCCCACAAGGCCUCGGUAUCGAAGCAGCAAGGCGUCACUCCGGCGUUGCAUUCGACGUAUAUCUCGCGGCGAUUCAUGCGCACGCUGAGCCAGAGCACGCCUUUCCGCAACCCAAUCUUCAACCAACUCGUUGUUGACGCCUUCAACCAGGCGACGAAGGAAAUGGCACCGUUCACCAACCAAAGCAUCAGUCAACUCCUUAUCUGCCACAAAACGGCAGUUACCGCAAGCACGAGCACCGACAUCCAAAACGUAAAGAGCAUCAUUGUGGACUGGAUGCUAUACUCGAAGGAGUAUGGGGAGAAUUUGGAUGCGCUACUGAUCAAAGAAGUCAAGGUGCAGGAGCGGCGGUGGCUCAAUACCGAUCUGAUGGCACCGCUCGUCAAGGAGCAAUGUGCAGAGAGCAUUUGGCAGCGUCUGCUCGAGGACACUGUCGCCUGCGUCCGACGCACCACUCAAGCCAAGUGGUAGAAGGCAGCUUCACAAUCCGCCCUGUUUGAAAGACGACAGUCCGGAACACGGAUGGGUUGGAUAAUAUUUUCGGCCGCUUGGUUGAAUGGCGUUGAUGGGCACUCACACGGUUAUGAUGUGCUGGGUUGGUGGGAUAUGGGCGGCAGAUAUUGGGCUUGACACUAUGGAGCAGAGAUAAUAAUACCGACUUGGUCGUAUGUGUAUCCCCA
Polychytrium aggregatum is the source of this 5818-nucleotide messenger RNA. RefSeq lists its product as uncharacterized. Bases 120 to 5609 code for a protein of 1829 amino acids. The transcript has 12 exons. The record is from RefSeq and is a predicted model, not a curated record. NCBI's taxonomy places the organism in Eukaryota, Fungi, Chytridiomycota, Chytridiomycetes, Polychytriales.